This is a messenger RNA of Penicillium canescens, 1551 nucleotides long. Its product is annotated as GABA permease GabA. The coding region runs from base 1 to 1551 and encodes 516 amino acids. Lineage: Eukaryota; Fungi; Ascomycota; Eurotiomycetes; Eurotiales; Aspergillaceae. The record is from RefSeq and is a predicted model, not a curated record. Gene Ontology annotation, cellular component: membrane. Gene Ontology annotation, molecular function: transmembrane transporter activity. The transcript has 15 exons. Gene Ontology annotation, biological process: transmembrane transport; amino acid transport.
AUGGAGAAGGAAUACAACAAUGACGACGCGCAGCUGGCCCAAAUGGGCCAUAAGUCUGAGCUGAAGCGUAGCUACUCAUUGAUAUCCAUGCUCGGUCUUGCUUUUGCUAUUCUCAAUUCAUGGACCGCAUUAUCAGCCAGUCUGUCCCUCAGUCUGACCUCCGGAGGUAGCGCGAGUGUUGUUUGGGGCUUGGUUACAGCGGGUAUCUGUAACCUGUGUAUGGCCGCUUCCCUGGCCGAGUUCCUUUCCGCUUACCCUACUGCCGGGGGCCAAUACCACUGGGUUGCUGUCACCUCCUGGAGAAGCUGGAUGCCAAUCCUGUCCUGGAUCACUGGCUGGGUCAAUUGCUCUGGAUGGGUUGCGCUGGUCGCGACCGGUGGUCUGCUGGGCAGUCAGCUUAUCCUCGGUGUUAUCUCUCUGAUGAACCCGACCUACAGCCCUGAGCGCUGGCACCAGUUCUUGAUUUACCUUGGCUACAACAUUGUGGCUUUCCUUAUUAACGCUUUCAUGAACAAUGUCCUGCCUUACAUUACCAAGGGUGCCUUCAUCUGGUCCUUGACUGGUUUCGCUGUCAUUUGCAUCACUGUGCUUUCAUGCGCCUCGCCGAACUAUAACUCUGGAAAGUUCGUCUUUACUGACUUUAUCAAUGAAACUGGAUGGCCUGACGGUGUUGCCUGGUUGCUCGGGCUCUUGCAAGGAGGUCUCGGUGUUACUGGAUUUGACGGUGUUGCCCACAUGAUUGAAGAAAUCCCCAACCCAUCUAUUGAGGGACCUAAGAUUAUGAUUGCCUGUGUUGGCAUCGGUACUGUCACUGGUACAAUCUUCCUUGUUGUCCUGCUCUUCGUGGCUGGUGAUAUCAAAGAAGUUAUCUCAUCUGCUGCGACUCCCCUCCUCCAGAUCUUGAAGAAUGCUACUUCUAGCAACGCUGGCGCCAUCUGCCUGUUGAUCUUCCCUCUCGUCUGCGUCCUGUUCGCCGCCACGGCUAUCAUGACCACCAGCAGCCGCAUGGUCUACGCAUUCGCACGUGACGGCGGUCUCCCUGCAUCCCCAUUCUUCUCCCGCGUCCACCCCAAGCUCAAGGUCCCUUUGAACUCGCUCUACCUUAACCUGGCCCUUGUGACUAUAUUCGGUCUCAUCUUCCUGGGCUCCUCAAGCGCUUUCAACGCUAUUGUCUCAGCAUCAGUGGUGCUUCUCGACCUCUCAUAUGGAAUGCCGAUUGUAGUCAACUGCCUUCGUGGGCGGAGAAUGCUCCCGGAGCGCUCCUUUGUUCUGCCCAACAUUGUUGGCUGGACUUUGAACCUUGUCUCAUUGGCUUACAUUGCCCUCACUACUAUUCUCUUCCUCUUCCCCCCUGAACUGCCCGCCACUGGUAGCAGCAUGAACUACUGUGUUGCUGCUUUCGGUAUCGUUUUUAUCAUUUCUACUAUCCAGUGGUUUGUGGACGGACGCAAGAACUUCGUCGGUCCUCGCUUUGAAGUUGAAGUUCUGGCUGGAGAGGUUGAUCCCCAGUCAGAGCAGCCGAUUCCAGUUAUUGAGCCUCGCAAGGAUUAG